This is a messenger RNA of Seminavis robusta, 1691 nucleotides long. The record is from the annotation of a GenBank genome assembly. NCBI's taxonomy places the organism in Eukaryota, Bacillariophyta, Bacillariophyceae, Naviculales, Naviculaceae.
AUCUUUUGGGGAAAACAACGGGUGCUGUGACAAUGCUGUGAUAUCAAAGAAGAGAAAAGCUCUGUAGUGUAUUCCAAAACUACUGCGUAUUCGUAGUGUAGCAUGCCUUCUGCCAUGAGGAUUCCUGUUCCUGGUCUCUGUCUGUUGCUACCGGUGCUGGUAGCAGUGGCAGAGCUUCCUUUGUUCGUCGAAGGAUUUACACCACUUCGUUCAACCUCCACGAGGAGCACCACCAAUGUCGCUCUGUCAUCGGAGGUAUCCUCCAGCGAAAGCGUUGGGGAAGCCCCAGCCAACUUGAGCCGCCGCAAUCUCUUGACAGCAUUGGUGCCCGUUGUUGGAUCCGUGGCUGGGUGGAAAUGGCAAUCUAAAAAUUCUGCCGUACAAGACUUGACCUCUACCACCACAAACAGCCCAGCCGAAAUUUUGGGAUCUAUCGAAGAGGUCCUUGCAGCGAUUGAGGCUCAAUGUGAUCGAAGAUUUCUUCAUGCUCUCGUGGCGACAGAGUAUCAACAACUCUUGUAUCGAGACGUCCAUUCCAACGAUUCUAUUACCAACAAUCGCAGAUAUGCUUCUGUCGUCAAGGUGGCAACCCCAAGCGACAAAACGCCCAUACAUGACGAUUUUAUCGCGGCCCUGUCAACAACUUUAUUAGCGGAAAAUUCGGUGGAUUCCCCCUUUUACUUGACCACCACUGGCGGCAGCAAUAAGAGGAACAUGGUGUCGUGCUGGCCAUUGGGGUCAAAUGUGCACUAUGCCUGGCCGGAAUUGGAACAAGACAGCCUGUGGUCCAACAACAACAAAAUGACGGCAAGCAGUCAGAGUAUCAUUGUGGAUGGUGUUGAUUGUGGAGUCAUGUCUUUGGAAGAUGCUUUGGAAAGACCUCGCGGCCAGGUCAUGGUUCAUGCAAAUUCCUUGCUCUUGGUUCCGGCUACGAUGGAGCAAGAGCUCAUUGCCAGAUUGAAGGAAUCUUUCAUAAUCUAACUGCAUAGACUGGUAGAAGUGGGUCGAUAGAUAGAUUGUUUGUGGAACGGCACGAUGAUGAUUCAUCGAACAUUAAAGGGGCGUCAGAGUAGUUGCGUGGGAGUUUGCGAGAUUGACUUGUGCCACGGUAAUGGAACCCUACCGUACGAACGAGCGCCGUAGCUCGCGGCAGCGUUUACAUCUUCCUUUUGCCUACCGUAUAGCGAUCUCUGAGUGUACCGGUAGCUACGAGACAGUUUGGCCUUUAUGAAUUAUGUCCUAUGGUACUGACUAUGGUGCGGUUUGAUUGAUUGCAUUUGUCAGCCACAUGAGACCCCGCCCUGCUUUUGAUUUUGGGUAUACUGAUCCGCAUUUCAGCACUACACUGUAGCUAGACUUCCAGGAGCUUCUUCAUUUUCACAAAUUUGACCAGGCCACCAUGGCAAGUUGAGACAGCAGGAAGAAACCCUCGAGGGUGCAAAUUCAGAUGAUCGUGUAGGUUGUUGACAAUGUCAUAGGAAAUAUCUUCUUCGUUUGCAUUUGAAAACUGAAUUUUCAAGGUACCGUUUUGCCGAUCACUGGGACUCAGGUUGAGCGUCACCUUGAAUUGUACGCCCACACGGAUAGGGUAUGAUCCUAUAUGUGCUUUGCCCUCAUUGUAUGCAUUGCCACUGUCAUCAUAUCCCCACCCACCCUUUUGUCUAUAAAACAGAGAUCCAUUGUCCACAAAU